AUGCAAGACCAGACAGUUCGUGAUGCUGGUAGGGAGCUGACAAAAUUGAAAACUCUAACAGGCGCGCUGAAAAGUAGACUUACCAGAUUUACUAGUUUUUUACAUGAUCCAUUCAAUCAAACCAAGAAAACGGAAAUUAGAGUGCGUUUCACUAAAAUCGAAUCAAUCUUGGAAGAGUUCGAGUCAAUUACUCAAUCAAUCGAUACGCUGACGGGCAUAGAGUCAAACGACUAUGAGGAGUUUGAGAAGAUUUUUUAUGAAGUCGUAAGCCGCGCGCAUGAUUUCAUGGAAAAGUCGAAUAGCACCCUGGUGCCACAACAGUCAAUCGCAGAAGUAAAUUCACAUAAUAAUCCUCAGCUUCGAUUGCCAAGAAUCGAGCUGACAACAUUCAAUGGUGCAUUCGACAAGUGGCUAUCCUUUAUUAAUCAUUUCAAUUCAAUGGUGCAUGAAAAUUCAAGUUUAAGUAAAAUUCAAAAAUUAUAUUAUUUAAAGAGCUGCUUGAAAGAAGAAGCAGAGGAAAUUAUAAGUUCACUCGAGUUGACUGAGGAAAAUUACGAAGUCGCAUUGCAAUUAUUAAAAGAUCGUUACGACAAUAAACGCGUUAUAAUUCAAAAGCACGUUCGCGCUCUCAUGGAUUUGCCGACGAUCGGGAAAGAGUCCGCGCUAGAACUCCGCAAAUUUAUUGAUGCAAUGAGCAUGCAUUUACGCGCACUUAAGGCAUUAGGGCAGCCCAUCGAUACAUGGGACACGUUGCUAAUCCACUCGUUUACGGCUAAACUUGAUCGCGUUACGCAUCAAGAAUGGGAAAAGUCAGUAACCGAGACCGAGAUGCCGACGAUGAAAGAUUUCACGUCUUUUCUGGAGAAACGUUGCCAAAUUCUCCAAGUCACAAGUAUUAAUCUGGCAAAUAAAUCGGUACCACCUGCGAAAUUGAAUAAUAUUAAAAAGCAAGUGUUUGCAGUUGCGCAAUCAUCAGACGGAUGCGCAAUUUGCAAAGGUUCGCACAAGGUCUACAUGUGCGAUUCGCUUAAGAAUCUCUCCGUUAAAGAUCGUUUCGAGAAGGUCAAAUCAAGCAAGCUCUGCUUCAAUUGCUUGAAGGGAGGCCAUUCGAACUCUGACUGUAAAUGGUCAGGGUGUAAAAAAUGUGGCAAAAAGCAUAAUACGAUGCUACACUACGAUGCGAACGACUUCAAUACGCGAAAUCAUAAUCAGACGGGCAACGCACAACCAGAAGCUUCAACUGCGAGCUUUAAUGGGGUUGCUUACAAAGCAUACAGUGCGCUGGUGUCGCCGCAAUCUGUACUUUCUACCGCGGUCAUAAACAUAAAAAAUCAAGACGGAAAUCUUGUAAAAGCACGAGUGCUAUUAGAUAAUGGAGCACAGUCAAACUUCAUUACGGAAGACUUGGUUAAGGUUCUGCAGUUAUCGCGUAAUCAUAUUGAUAUUCCGGUAGAAACCCUAAAUCAAAUAGAGACGCGUAUAAAAUAUUCUGUCCGGGCUGACAUUAAUUCGCGAUGCACAUGCUAUAAAGAGACAGUAGAAUUUCUCGUAUUGCCAAACAUCUGCAAUCACCUACCGUACGAGUACAUUGACAAGCGAACAAUUAAAGUACCAUUAAGGAAGCCAUUAGCUGACCCCGAAUUCAAUAAGCCGCAAGUAAUUGACGCUUUACUCGGCGUGGAAUUGUUUUUCCAUCUCCUGUGCAUCGGCCAAGAGAGAAUUCCGGGAUCUACAGCUUUGUGGCAGAAAACAAAGUUAGGUUGGAUACUCGCGGGUAAAAUCAAUUCAUCAACUCAAUCGAACAAGCCUAGACAAUGUAUGCUGUCCUUUAACGCGUUGCAUAAAUCGCUAAUUAAAUUUUGGGAAAUUGAAGAGGUUCAAAAUCAGAAAUUUCUCUCCGAGGAAGAACAUCAAGUCGAGUGA
Diachasmimorpha longicaudata is the source of this 1923-nucleotide messenger RNA. RefSeq lists its product as uncharacterized. The coding region runs from base 1 to 1923 and encodes 640 amino acids. The record is from RefSeq and is a predicted model, not a curated record. NCBI's taxonomy places the organism in Eukaryota, Metazoa, Arthropoda, Insecta, Hymenoptera, Braconidae. Gene Ontology annotation, molecular function: zinc ion binding; nucleic acid binding. The transcript has a single exon.